This is a messenger RNA of Oryzias latipes (Japanese medaka), 1698 nucleotides long. It is a transcript of the gene cxcr3.1, whose product is annotated as chemokine (C-X-C motif) receptor 3, tandem duplicate 1. NCBI's taxonomy places the organism in Eukaryota, Metazoa, Chordata, Actinopteri, Beloniformes, Adrianichthyidae. The record is from RefSeq and is a predicted model, not a curated record. Gene Ontology annotation, molecular function: C-C chemokine binding; C-C chemokine receptor activity; C-X-C chemokine receptor activity. Gene Ontology annotation, cellular component: membrane; external side of plasma membrane. Gene Ontology annotation, biological process: G protein-coupled receptor signaling pathway; inflammatory response; cell chemotaxis.
AGUUGAAGAUCAGAUGAGGAGUUUCUUUCUUUGUGUUGUGGCGCCCUGCUCUACUGCUUUCAUCUGAACCACUGGGUUAUAGAGAUCAUUACUAACCUGAAGCUUUGUGAAUAUCAACAGAGACAAACUCCAGCAAGCUGGACAUCAUGGAAGAUGGUAAUGAUUCUUCAGAGGGAGCUUAUUGGUGGCAUGACGCCUUCGAAGAGUACACGUCUGAGUACCCGUGGGAAAACUAUUCCUAUUACCAAGAUGACUGUUGUGAGGGGGGUUACAAUUGUGACCUGAAUGAAGUUUGGAAGUUUGAGGCGCUGUUCAUGCCCAUUGUUCUCUCACUGACAUUUGCUGUGGGAAUCCCGGGAAAUGGACUCCUGGUUGGCGUUCUCCUCAGGAGGUGGAGGACUUGGAGUGUGGCAGACAUCUUCAUCCUUCACCUGGGAAUUGCAGAUAUCCUGCUGAUGGUGACCCUGCCCCUCUGGGCUGUCCAGUAUGCUGAUGAAUGGAAAUUUGGUCUUCUAACCUGCAAAAUGGCUGGAAGUCUUUAUACGGUCAACUUCUACAGUGGGAUCUUUCUCCUGGUCUGCAUUAGUCUGGACCGUUACUUCUCACUUGUCCAUGCUACCCAGAUGUACUCUCGCAGAAAGCCCUGGGUUGUUCAUGUCAGCUGUUUGGUGGUGUGGCUUUUCUCUUUGCUUCUCUCCAUUCCUGAUUGGAUCUUUUUGGAUGUUGCGCAAGAUAGACAGGGAAGACAACAGUGUUUUCGCAACUAUACAAUUCAAGACAUGGAUGAAUGGAUUGUGACAUCUCGAUCAAUCUUUCACACAGUAGGUUUUUUGAUUCCCUCAGUUGUCCUGAUCUUCUGCUACGCCAGCAUCUUCCACAGGCUACGCUCUGGGAACCAAAAUCUCCAAAAGCAGAGAGCUUGUAAAGUCAUAAUGGCUGUUGUGGCGGUUUUCUUCGUCUGCUGGACCCCCUUUAACAUCAGCCUGUUUGUUGAAACAAUUCAUCGCAGAAAUCAAAAUAACACCUGUCAAAGUAAUGCAGCACUGAGUAAAGCACUCAAAGUGACCCAGUCUUUCGGAUACAUCCAUUGCAGCCUCAAUCCCAUCCUGUACGCCUUCUUGGGGGAGAAGUUUCAGCUCCAGCUGCGUGACAUCUUUUUAGGUGGAAAGUUUUUAAUGUAAAUAUGAGUAAUUAGUUUGAUAAUUUUGUGAAAUGACAGUAAUAGUAAAAAUGGAUUUGAUUUAUCUGCGCUUUUCCAGACGGUUAAAGUGUUUACAAUGCGUCCAUUAAUCAUUCGCUCCUCAUUCAUACAUGGUGAUGACAGAGGGGUUGGUGCCAGUUCGUGCCUAUGGCCCCUCUGACCAUCACCGUGUCAUUCAUACACCAGUGGAGCCACACUGGAGGCAGUGUUUUGCCCAAGGACACAACAUGUGACUGGGGAUCGAACCACCAACCCUUCGAUCAUUGGAUGACCUGCUCAACCACCUGAGCCUCUGCAGAAAUUAUUCUAGGUUGUUGUGAAAGUGUAAAAUCUAUGUAUUUUGUGCUUAUGGACCCCAGAGAGACUAACGACCACUGAAGGGGUUCCAAAAAACCAAAAGUCUUUACUUGCAUUUCUAAUACUGUAUAUACCUUUUUUUAAGCAUUCAUCCCUGCAAGAGCCAUUGUGUGGAAUAUGGAAUAAAUGUGUGUAUAAAA